Messenger RNA from Galendromus occidentalis (western predatory mite), 1108 nucleotides. RefSeq lists its product as uncharacterized. The record is from RefSeq and is a predicted model, not a curated record. NCBI's taxonomy places the organism in Eukaryota, Metazoa, Arthropoda, Arachnida, Mesostigmata, Phytoseiidae. The transcript is spliced from 3 exons. The coding region runs from base 175 to 930 and encodes 251 amino acids.
AUCGUGCUGAUUGUAGAUGACGGAAUGCUUGCAACGCUCGCCGAUCACAUGUUCCCUGUCCGGCAUUUCGCACCCUUUUGAGCUUGCGGAAAGUCCCCUCUCCGGGAUCCAGCGAGGACGAAGAGGGGUCCUGGAUUUCUGAUUCACGAGGAGAGCGGAUCGAAGGGAAUUCGGAUGGCGAACGACUACGACUCGUCAUUGGAGGUGAUUCAAGUUUAUCAAGCUCCAGGUGACGAAAGAUGGUAUCCCGUCGAUCCACGGAAUCAUUAUGUCGUCAACAACGAAUACAUCGACGGCGCUCGUCUACUCAUCCGUAAUGUUUGUCGAGACAACGAAAGCGGAAAAUUCGUUUACUGGGAAAUGGACAACAAGUCGGUUCGAACGGAAGUACUCAGAGCACUCGAAACGAGCCGUGCCUCCAAGAAAACUCAUAUCCGAAUCAACGGGAUAAUUGUGAAUCCCAUGAGAAUGACUGCCUCGAAGAAACACAAGGUGAGGCGGGAAGUUCUGGACGUCCAUGACAGACCGGUACUCGAAGUGAGAAAAUGCUUAGCGCCACCCGACGAAACAGUGAAGCUCAUCAGAUUCGAGCCCAGAUCUUUACUGGGCAACCAGUGUGGGCAUAGCGAGCCGGAGGUUGUUGUUCAACCCGUUUCCGACGACGAGUUCAGAGUCGCGAUAAAGACAGCGUUGCCCAUCAAACAAGAGCCUAUCGAUCCGCACGUUGCGCAGAAGCCGGACAGCAUUCCAGAGAUGGAAGUCGCUCGGAGACGCCCCAGGUCAAAGUCCGCCAACGAAACUCCCAUCAACCUGAGGCGAUCCAUGAGAAUUCAGGCCACGGGCAACCCUUACAAAGCAGCUACAGAUGCUCACAGGCGACGGAAAACCGAUCCGAGAUCGCGAUCGGGACGUCGCAAUCAAAAUACCUGACGGCUUGUUCCUAAAACCAUCUUCGAGCGAAAUGAUCUUAUAAUUUAAGCGGGACCAAGCCUUUAGAGUUUGGAAUCCUCAAAGCAUCAGACAAGAUGCAACGCGGAACCAUCAAGUUUCCUUUGUGCGUAUUCGUUCAAGCCUACUACAUACAAUAAAAAUAAUUGAUUUCAACCGU